AUGCUUGCAAGCCCACUUCAGCUGCUCGUAAGUAACUUGACUCCUGAAUUAGGAAAGUCGUUAAGACGAGGACACAAAUUACCUGCACAAAAUUUUACGUAUGGAAUUACACUACCAAGACGAGAUGGAGGCGUUGCCGAAUCUAUGUAUCAUUGGUCAUCAUUAGACAAAACGGGAUCCGCCAGUAAUCCUGAUUUUGAAUAUGUAAGAGAUUAUUCCGCAUUAAAUAAAGCAGCUCUUGAAGCAGGCAUGAUAUCAGCAAAAGAUCAAUCAAGAUUUCGAACUGUACAUGAUAUUAAAAAAAAAGUUUUCAUACGAGAUAUAUCACAUAAAAAGAAACCAAUGCGUUUUUCCGAUGAUAUGGUUUUUGGUACACCAUGCAGACCAUCGACGCCAAUCAGCGAAGUAUUAGAACAUAAAUUUCUAGACAAAUGGGUUGAAAGUAUGCGUGAAAAAGAAUUAAAUUCCAAAAAACAACGAGAAGAUGCUGCUAAUGCAUUCAAAGGAAGCUAUCACACAAAAGCAAGUUUAUUACGACAAGCUAAAAUACCAGUAGAACCCAAGCAACUUUGGCAAUUACCCAAAUUUGCUAAAGGUGAAGCUCAAAUUGAUUCGUUUCGUACUGAUGAUGAAAGAAGAAAAGCAUAUAGUGCAACGACAUAUGACUCUCUAGCUCGACAAGGAACAUUUCAUACUGGAAUUUAUAAUGUUCCACGAACAACAGUCAAAACAUGA
Molecule: messenger RNA, 735 nt
Organism: Didymodactylos carnosus
Lineage: Eukaryota; Metazoa; Rotifera; Eurotatoria; Philodinida; Philodinidae
Source: the annotation of a GenBank genome assembly